Akanthomyces muscarius is the source of this 1245-nucleotide messenger RNA. RefSeq lists its product as uncharacterized. The record is from RefSeq and is a predicted model, not a curated record. The coding region runs from base 1 to 1245 and encodes 414 amino acids. The transcript has 9 exons. NCBI's taxonomy places the organism in Eukaryota, Fungi, Ascomycota, Sordariomycetes, Hypocreales, Cordycipitaceae.
AUGUCAUCGUCGUUGGAUGGCCAGGCGAAAGUGCCCUUGGUCGGCCAGGUGGUCAAUGUCGCGUUGUCCCUGGCGGCCACGACGGCGCUGUCGCAUUUCCUGACGCAGCGCAUACUUGUCAUCAAGAUCUGGCGACGGCUUCCUUUCGUUGCGUGGCUCGUCUUUGCUAUAUACGUCGACUCGUAUUGCUUCGUGUUUGCGACGGCUAUGCUACAGCAUGCCUUUGGAUUUAUCUAUUUAUUUCUCGUCGAAAAGGCCCAUGUUGUUCGAGGAUCUGCCAAGCGCCGGCUGCAGUCCAGGUUGUAUAUUUUCAACUCGUUCGGUAUGCUGGGAGUAUACGUUGUGGUCGUCAUUCUCAAUUUCAUCUUCCGAAUCGCUCGGAUGGAGAACGGACAGUGCAUCAUUGGUAUGCAGAGCAUCUCCAUGAUUCCGCUGAUAUCAUUUGACGCCGUCGUCAAUGUCUAUCUGACAGUGCUCUUUCUUAUUCCCUUGAAGAACUUGCAUUCGUAUAAAAAUAUGCCACAGACACAUGCCAAUGCACGACUCCGAACGGUUGCUUUUCGGACCUUUGUGGGCUCGUGCUGCACGCUGGUGAGCAGCAUUGUCAACCUGUCUGUUCUGAUGGGGCUGAAUGGUGAACCUGGCUGGGUAUGCCUCAUGUGCUGCAACUGUGAUAUUUUAUUCUCUGCCAUUGUUAUACAAUGGGUGACAUCAAAGGACAAUGCCGGCACAUCCAUCCACAGCUCCAUCCGGGCCUGCAACAUCAACGGCAAUGACGGUCCGCAUCACCGGCCUUCCACGGCAGCUCGUGGCGGCAACAGUCCCCGCCGGAGCUUUUCGCCUUGCCUUCUUGACGCAGGCAGCACGCUGCCCUCGACACCAGCCGACCUAGCACUCACGACCACGACACGAUGCUGCUCACACGGCGCCGACUACGAUGUGGAGUCGUGCGACUCACUGAGCAUGACGGCGGCCAAGAUGCUUGCCGCGGAGCAGAAGCGUCCGACUGUCAUUGUGACGACGACGAUUGAGCGCGAAACAGCGCCCAUUGGCUCUCUGCAGCUGUCGCCGCUGUCGCAGAGGCUGCCGCAUAAGCUGCUGGGCAGGCACCGCAACUCCCAGGUCGACACCGAGGUGGCUGCCACUGCGCCAUGCACUCCCGGCGAACAGAGGCAGAGCAGCAAAAGCAUUGCGCCGUGGGCCACGUACACGGGGCAUACGCUGCAUGGAAGGUCGUCGCCGUGA